AUGUCACAUGGCUUUUGUAUGCGUCAGCAACCCAUUGGCUCUCUCAGUCUGACAGGUCUCUCGAGGCCGACGAUUCCAGAGACUGUAUCAGAGGAAGUCGACAAGCUGGAGGAUGAGCACCCUGUAGCAUCCCUCAGUGUCGACGGCAAACGGAGUUUAACGGGAUUACUAGGCGUACAACUAAAGCAGACCAGACUUCAGCAAGAAUUCAAACAAGAGGUAUUUGCUCUUGAAAAGAAGUACCUUGAGCGGACAAAGCCGCUGUUUGAGCGACGCACUGCUAUCAUCUCUGGAUCUGCUGCUUCGACUUCUGAAGAGUUUGCUGCUGGGCAGCCUCUUGCAGAGGAGUUAGGGUAUCUUGAUGGCGAGAAGGAGCUAGGAUUCAAAUUGAAGUUCUACUUCGAGCUGAACGGGUCUUUUGAGGACGAGGUAGUGGAGAAGACGUACAUGAACAGAGUUCGUCUUAUGCGCAAGGCGCACCCCGUUGAAUCUCUUUUCAGCUUCUUUAGUCCCCCUCCGCCGCCGCCUCCGGAAGAAGAGAUUGACGAGGACAAUGAGGAUGCGUUUGAUGCUCGAGCAGAAAUAGAGUCUCGAUUGGAACUCGACUAUCAGAUUGGUGAAGAUAUCCGCGACCGCUUCAUCCCGAGGGCCAUCGAUUACUUUACAGGGAAGGCUCUGGAGUUCGACGUGGACGAUCUUGAUUCGGACGAAUACUCGGACAAUGAUUUUGAAGACGAUGAGAGUGAUGUGGAGGAUGUACCUGGGCAUGGAAGACAUCGACACGCGGCAAAAGGGCGCGGCGCUGGGAAGAAGGGCGAGAUACAAGAGGAGUGUAAACAACAGUAG
Messenger RNA from Fomitiporia mediterranea MF3/22, 846 nucleotides. RefSeq lists its product as uncharacterized. Gene Ontology annotation, biological process: nucleosome assembly. Gene Ontology annotation, cellular component: chromatin; nucleus. Bases 1 to 846 code for a protein of 281 amino acids. Gene Ontology annotation, molecular function: chromatin binding; histone binding. The transcript has 6 exons. Lineage: Eukaryota; Fungi; Basidiomycota; Agaricomycetes; Hymenochaetales; Hymenochaetaceae. The record is from RefSeq and is a predicted model, not a curated record.